This is a messenger RNA of Durusdinium trenchii, 4515 nucleotides long. The record is from the annotation of a GenBank genome assembly. NCBI's taxonomy places the organism in Eukaryota, Dinophyceae, Suessiales, Symbiodiniaceae.
AUGGAAGCAGAGAGGGCAGCCUUUGACCCGCGUGGCUUAUCCGUGCUGCAGCUCCUGCAAAUCUUGGCCUCCAUAGUGCAAGAGAUCAGCAGGAGACAUCGUGAAGAUAGUUGGGAGGAAGUCAUUCCAGCCGCUGCUGACACCAUGCCGGCAAUGCGCAACUUUUCAGCUCUGCCCUACGCAGCACCUGGACAGGAGCCGCAUCCACAUUGCCCAUUCCGGUGCCAAUUCUGUGAGAAUAACUGUGCUUGCAUAGAGCCGGGACAUCGGAGCCACAAGUGCCGCGCAUCUGCAAAAAGCAAGAAGGGGCAAAAUGAAAAGAGUAACGUGGACAACGAGGCACAGGAAACCAGGAUUGCUACAAGAGAGUAUCCAAUCAUUUCACUGCUGGGAGGCCAAAAGCACAAAAAAGAUGAAGAAAGCGGAAGAUACAGCAAAAUCGGCAGACUGGGGCCGACCAAGAUCUUGAAGAUCGAGGAGCUAAGCCGCAACGGUGCAGAGGAACGUGGUGCACCGUGUGGUAAGGAUUGGGACACCUUGUUUGGAGAAGAUUGCGAGACUGUCUGGGGAAUCUAUUUUGAACGUCCUGAGGUUGUUGAAGAAUCCUCCCACGCGAUGAAAAAGAGUGCAGAAGCACUAUCUAAAGUCAAGGAGGCCUCCACCAAGGUGGAGGGGAAAGAGAAAGUCCUGAGUGAAGAAGACCUCAAGUCGAUGUUCAAGCCGUCAGAUGCCCGACAGGUCAAAUCCAAAAACCAGAUUGAGGAGGAAAGAAAAAGGGAAAUCCAGUUCCCAAACAAUCUCCUCAAGAGGUUUUGUGAGCAUGCCUGGAAAUUCAGCCCAAAUGAAUGCAUGGCAUGGAUCACGGGAACAAUAGAGGAGGAUCCCAAGACCAAAGCCAAGAUCAGCUACGCGACCACUUUGUACUUUCCCAAGCAGACUGGGAACCAAUUUCGGGUUGAUGAGGGAGAGGAUGUCCUCGGAACAGGCUUGGUGGAACAUUUGUCUCAAUCCAAGACCACAGUAGUGGGAUGGAUUCACAGUCAUCCGACAUUCGCCGCUUUCUUCAGCAGCAUCGAUGCCCACAUGAUGUUCUUGCUCCAGUCCCAGCUACCACAGGCAUAUGGCUUGGUGAUGGACAGCGAGAAGAAAGUCCGCUGUAUGAGGCUGAGCGAUGCGGGGAUGAAAGCAGUUUCAGAGUGUAAGGAAAGCUGUGAGGUGACGCAUGAACAUUCCAUUGACAACGAGGCUGCCGUGGAAGAUGUCCCCUACUUUGUCCACUAUGCAGGCAAAAGGAGUCGCCUCUUGAUCUUUGAUGAAAACAUGGUUCCAGAGAUCCUCAACUUGAAAAUUGUACAGCAGAUUGAACGCUUUGUCUCGGAAUCAGCUGAGAAAAGGAUUGGACAGCAAGUUCUGCCUGAAGGCAGCUCAGAUAUGGAUGAAAAUGAGGUUCCCAGGAGGGCUCCUGCUGCUGGAGUGGAAACAAUUCGGGCAAACAUUGAGUCCCUACAGAAGUUCAAGAAUUGGAUGCUUGCUUCCAUGAGCGUUUGCUUUGGUGAUCCGCCAGCUGCUUCCCAAGAGCUCCGUGCCAUGGCUGCGGAGGUGGCUGAUGCCAACCCAUCUAUGAAGCAAAUCCUCGAGGAUCUUGAGCUUGGGAAGGACUCCGCAUCUGUGCUUGAUUUUUCCACCUUUGGGGCAAGAUUGCAAAAAGUGGAAGCAGAGCAAUUGGACAUCCAAAAGGACUUGGAUCAAGCAGGCCCGGUGCGGAGGCGCCGAGGCCGGCCCUUCGGGGCCAAAGGAAAAAAGAAGAAGCAACAGAAGGACCCGCAAGAAGAGUGCGGAGAGCCUGGAGGGCCUUCUGAGAAGAAACAGAGAAAGAAACAAAGAGGAAAGAAAAAGAAGGCCAGCAAAGGAGAAGAACAGGAACAGGCUGUGGAUGUGGAGGGGGAGGCAGACGAGGACCCCAUUGUCACUGAUGGAGAGCUGGAGGAGGAGGAGGAUGAGCCCAACAAAACGGUCACCAUACCUUUGUAUGCCAAGUGCUUGGUUGUGGAGUUUGCCAAACAGGUCAUUGCAGAAGGGACAGUGCACAGUGUAGAGCGUGAGGUGAUGACCAAAUUUAAGAAGUACUUCUUUUCCUAUAAGAGCGGGCAGUGGAAGAGUGGACUCCUGGGAAAAUGGAUGAAGACAUAUGAUGCUGAACGUCAUGAUCGGAUCCCAUGGACAGAGAUGAGCUUGAAGCAUCGCAACAACCUGAAGCAGCUACCAGACUGGCUCCGACGAGCCAUGGGCCUUCCUCCAAGGUUCCGAAAGGGCCAUUCCCUGCAAGUUCCAAUUGAAGUGGAGGCUUGCUUCAACGAUGUGCUGGAGCGUAUGCUUGCAGGCUUCGCCAGGGACUUGCAAGCUGUCACCAAUUUGAAAAUGCCUGUGCUGGUUGACACCGCCCAACAUAUUUUCACUUUGUGGUCAAAGGCUUACGCAAAGCUUUGCAAGGACUCCCAAUGGAUUGACCAUGAGGUGAAGGAGCAGCCAAUGCGGCAGAAGCCGAUAGAUGCCCGCUGGGUUCACCGCUUUCUCUACAAAUGGCAAUGGGCAUACCAGGCAUCGAACACCAAAGGCGCUUACCUUCCUGAUGAUUGCGAAGAGAUGCAGGAGACGAGACAGGCCCACAGGGCACAGCGCACAAUGAACAACGUCUCAUGGCAGCUCACCCUGAACUUUGACCAACUCUGGCGAUCAGCUUGGGAACCACCCGCCAAGGUUCUUCACAAAAGAAGGGCAAGGCAGGCAGACAGGGAGGGGGAGGCUUGGGGCGAGACCCGGCCGGAUGAUUUACUGGGCAAGCAGUUGAAAGCAGUAUUGGCAUUGGCAGAGAAUGCAAUGACCUCCAGGAUGAAGCAAUGUGCAAAGCCAUCCAAGCUCCGCCGGUCUGCAGCCCGCUCAGAGUUUGUUGUGGGAGGACGUGUGGGGGUGACAGCUGUAACGAGCACAUGGGCUGACGGUACGAUGGGGCCGUUAGGUGUUUGUGUGGCAUCAGGCAGUCUACCUCUGGCCUGGAUUCAGCAAAUGAACUCCGAUUACCGUGGGUUCGUUUACAUUUUUGAGUCUGGUACAGAGACCCACUUCAUGAAUGCAGAGACUACCAUGCUUUACCUGACGGAGUUGAUUGGACCUGCGCUAGAGCUCCGACGUGCAGCUUUGAAGCUCGACAGCGAAGACCCAGCAAUGCUGAUUUGCGAUGGAUUUAGCGGCAACUUCGCAACUGCAGACAACCAGGAUGCUCGCCGCAGCCUUUGGGCAGCAGAAAACAAUGUGAUCCUUCCGCUCAGACCUCCUGGUGGAUGGAGUUGUCACGGGCAACCGUGCGAUGCCUUCCACCACGUUUUCCGAAAGCUGGGAAACACCUACAUCGACUCUGUUUUAGGAUACAGGGAUCCAGGUUUGCUACAGGCAUCACGGCCCUUUGAGAUCGGCCUAAAUGGGCAAAAGCAUUUAUCAGUGUCUACGCAGGACAACGUCAAAGCACUGAUCUUUGCCUGGCAGGAGAUGCUGUCAGAUGAAGAGAUGCAGCAAAUGGAUGUGGAAGCUGGCACGCCAUUCCGAGAGUUGGUGCCUGACAUUCCCAUCUUGGUCCCGCCAACUAUUGCAGAGGCUGUUCGUGAAGCCUGUCCCGGAAGAAUGGUGCACGUGUGGCAAAUGAUGGACCCAGAGAGCCCUGAUGCGGAGGUGUGGUUGAACUUGCCCAUCCUCAUGCAGCAGCAUGCAGAUCGCGCUUAUUCACAAUAUCAGCUCCAGAUCUACGAGGCCAGCAAGCGUUUGGAAAGAAAGGAGAUCAAGCAGGCUAAGUACAAUGCUGCUGUGGAUAAUUGUAUCAGGCCUCUAAUCCUGAUGCACAACACGGGGAUGCCGGCCACUCAAAGAUAUGUGAAGGAACAUUUGCAGCAGGGCCCCGAUGGCACCAUGAAGCUCAAGGUGGGCUCCCGAUCUACCAUCAUCUUGUUUGACUUCAAGUUGAAGAGGGUGAAGAUUGGGGCUUUGGGGUGGACAAACCUCCGAGUGCUGCAGGUGGAGACCAAGCUGAACUCUUUGGAGAUGGAGGUUGACAAGUCUUUUCUGCAAUCAGUGGGGCUGCCUGGUUUGGAGAUCUACGACAGCCAGGAUUCUCCCCGGGACGAACCAGAGCCAAAUGAGCCUCAUGAUGCAGCAGAUGAUUUGGCAGCCAAUCAGCAAAUGGUGCUUUGCUGGCAGGCGGAUGGGGAGGACCUCGAGACCGUCUUAGCAAAGGAAGUUCAAAAUUGGAUGGACAACCAGGACAAGAAUGAGUGCUAUGUGCCCGAUGAUAGCAUUUGUGCACAGGAAAACAUCGGAUCUGAAGGUGAAGAAGAAGACCAAAUCAACGUGCGCUUCGAUGAACAUGGAAACUUAAUCGCCAGCAUAGAUGAGGUGGAGCUAGUGGCAGAGGGCUCUACAAAAUUCCAGCCAUCAGGAACUGUGGGAGGUGUUAUUUGUUUAACUUGA